This is a messenger RNA of Sitophilus oryzae (rice weevil), 5484 nucleotides long. It is a transcript of the gene dtn, whose product is annotated as transmembrane protein 132E. NCBI's taxonomy places the organism in Eukaryota, Metazoa, Arthropoda, Insecta, Coleoptera, Curculionidae. Bases 279 to 3806 code for a protein of 1175 amino acids. The record is from RefSeq and is a predicted model, not a curated record. The transcript has 18 exons.
CAUUAUCCGUUAAUGUCCAUUUCGAGAACAAAGAUGGUGGAUUUUUUCUCAAACAACAACCUAGACAACACUACGCCGGAUCCUCCAGCAAUCCAUUGGUGGGCCUGGAUCCGUUGGUACCGCUGCCAGGUGGACCAGGUGGUAGUUCCGGAGGAACGCCUCUUUCGAUAGACCGGUUUACUGUGCUACAGAGUAGUCAGCCGAUCUCUGUGAGGGCUACUUAUGGACCGUUCAGUACAAAACAAACUGUACCUGCCAGAUAUGUGGUACCGGAUCCAAUGCCUGUGAAUACUUCUGGACCAGCAAUAGACUUACAAGAUCAGGCUACUCACCACCUAGAUAUGUCUGCACAUGUUGUCAGAAGUGAAAUUCCUAGAGACUCUCCAGUUCUCAGAGUGCUGUUUCAUACAGGAACAGAUCCAGGGGGUAGACGACAAAUUCUUCUAGCUAGACAUCACCAAAGAGUUUGCAUCGUUCUGCAUGCCACCAUGGGUACAAAACCACCUCUUCACGCUGCUUGCAGCCCUAACGGAGAAGAUGGCGUAUGUUUAGCUCAAGUCACUAUCCCUUCAUCAUGGUGGCCUCCUUUACCAUUGCCUGAGAAAGAUGGAAGACCAGGAAAACUUACAAAAACACCGCCUAAAUUGGUUCAGGUGGCUUAUUCUGUGCUGGAACCAUGGCCGGAUGAAGGUGAAGGCUGUCAUCCAAAAAUGCAAGUACAACCAUCGGUUAUAUUGGGCACCGUAACGCUGGUUCCUGCAAAGGGGGCGUAUAAGGAAGUGAGACUUACUGACGCAUUAUCGAUGUUAGUGCCGUAUCCGCCAUUGUUUCCAAUGUCGAAGCUACACGUUCCUGUUUUUAUCGACAGACUGAAAGCUAAGUCUUUAACUGCAAUCGUCAUAAGAGCUAGAGUGAAAAGCGGUAUUCAUCUUCUGGAAGCAGUUCCCAGCACCGGCACGCCCUGGAACGUCACUGUAGACAUUAAUCCGAGACACACUGGAGCUAGCGUGACCCUAGUACGCAAAGAACCACCAGAGGCAGACCUCACAACAACAGCUGGAGAAGUUAUGGAACUAUUUAGCUGGCUUUUGGAAGUUGCUGAUGACGCAACCGAUACUUACGAAGGUGCUCGAAUAGUGUGGACUGCUCGAUUUGAGCCCCACCAAGAAGAUACCGAUAUUGAAAUCCACAGAGGUGCAGAAGGAAGAAAAUCAACUGUCAGAUUUGAAAUUCAUAAAGAUGAUAUUCAAGCAGUUGUUCCCAUAAGUAAGAAUUGGGAAGUGCUCAACACGGCCGUCCUUACAGGACAGCAAGUGUCUCAAGCCAUGAAAGUCUUUAUCGUAUCGCAAGCUGGCAAAGCGGCUGAUGUCACAUUCCAGGCAUCCUGUCAUUCGGAUGACGACAACGUCCUCAAGGUCUCUUCAUCAUGUGGAUCUGUUUAUGUUGAUGGAAGCGAACAAAGAGGUUCCAUAAAUGGAUCGGUUUUCGUCAAAUAUGGUACAUACACAGGCAGAGCUACAUUUACAGUAUGGAUGCCGGAGUUUCCACUGGAGUUAAUGGUGGCUGACACAAGAUUAUCCCAGUUGAAAUCAUGGAGAGUUCCAGACUACCAUCCCGUAGCCACUAAAUCAAGACGGAGAAGGCGGUCACUAGUUCCUUGGAAUGCCAACGCAGAAGAUAUAGGCAACGUCGUGGACAAACCGGUCUGCCGAUUACGUUACCAGCAAACCACAGUGGACGUGUAUGCCCACUUUAUGGCUACGGAUCACGAAUCUGGGCGAGUUAAUUAUUUAAUUAACCGGCGAACAUGGUUAAGAGUGACCGAUUUGGUUCUGCCGUGGCUCAGAGUUAGCGAUCCGCGGAUAGCCAGUUUACAUGGUAGAGUCUUACAGGGCAGAAGCAUGGGAAGAACGGAAGUGCAAGUUCUUUCGCCUAUCACAAGUAGAGUUUAUGGUUCAAAGGAAAUUCGAGUCGGCAAUGAUAAAGUAGGAUUGACUAAAAUGUCAGUUCAGGUUGUCUCAGGUUUGCAGCUUAAUAUAUCUCCAGACAGUUCUAUUGAAAAUGGUUAUGUGGCAGAAACCAGUGUCACGAGGAAACUGACAGCCCAGUAUCAGGAGGGUUUGUUAGAUAUUGAAUUAGAAUUUUCUGAUGGUACCAAAACCGCCUUAAGAGAUAUAGCAGAUACCGAUUAUCAUUUAGUAGUUGAAAGUUUAGAUCCAGAAGUUGUAGCAUUUGCACCCAUGGUGGCAUCACAUCAUCCUAGAGUGAUUGCUGUUGGUGAAGGUAGUGGUGAUUUAUUACAGGUAACGCUUUUAUUAUCAGAAGAAUGCAGAAUACUAGGGAGGCCUAAGGUUAAAACAGCAGGUCCUUUGGCAACAGCCGCUGCUCACAUUACAGUUGAUUUUACUAGCAGUGAUCUAGCUCACAGACCUGAUAUUCUGCAAAACGACGGUGGAAGUUACGCAGGAUCGAAAGGAGGCAGAGAUUUCGCAGAUUUACAUGAUAUUUUAAAAGACGAUAAAUCACACGAACCCAAUGUCCAAGCCAGACAGUAUCAAGGAAGUAAGGGUAUGUUCCGAAACAAGAGACAAAACAGCCAUAUGACACCUUUAGAAAUUAGUAUGUACGUUUUAUUGGCCGCUUUCUGUUGUGCUAUUGUGGUAUUUGUAGUAUCAUGUGUAGUAUACGCUUCCAAAUUUAAACCAAUGGAUCCUGCAGUGACGUCAGGAAUUCACGCUUCCCCAGUAAAUGCAAGCAAUUUUGUUAUACACAGAGAACGCAAACCCAGAGAAUCAACACAAAAUGCUCACGACUGGGUUUGGUUGGGACGAGCUACAAUGGAUAUGUCAUCAAAUAGAAAUUCAACGGUGGUAACUAAUAAUAAUGGACAGGAUAUGCGCAUAAUUACGAACCCUUUAAAUUCAAAUUACGUAGAGCCUGACGAUUCUCUUGCCACCAGCUUUACAAACCCAAAUCAUAUUGAGUUAUCUAGCAGAUCGCCAGUUCCUGGGGCAUCCGGCAGUGACGCAAAUUCCAAUGGAAAAUCUAUUGACAGUACAACAUAUUGUAAAAGCAAGAGAGAAGGGAUUGUAAGUGGACGCAGUAGAAUGAGCGACGUUGAAGUUGAAAGUGGUAAUUUAGUCGGAUGGAAUAAACCGAUUCCACCACCACCACUUCCGCCACACACUACUCCUAUUCAUUCUAAAAUAUCCAACUCCAACGAAGACUAUAGACCGCCUGUACCACCACACAGAAAUCUCGCUACCACUUUUAACGCAGAACCUUCCAUACAUGCAAGUCCCUCUAGUCCUAAAAAACACCAUCAUCAAAGAAACGGAAGUAAAACUAGCGUUAAAAUACUUCAGCAAGCUAUAGACCCAUCUGUAGAUGGAGCGCAUAACAGUCCAGUACUCGAAAAACGAUUAGAAGUCGAAGAAAGAAGACAGCAUGUUUUCGAAUUCGAUGACGAACCCGAAAUAAAAAAGGAAACUGGGGAAAAAAUGAAGUUCGUUCAAUAUCCGAGAUCGCCAAGUUCAAAAUCCAAUAGAAACAGCGCAGAAGUAAAACGAGCUGCUAUCGUUGGCAAUCCAAUGUUUUCAGCAGACGAUACAGGAGAAAAUAAGACGGGUAGCGCUCCUGGCGAGACUCCCGCCGACUUACCCGGGCUGGACGAUCUCCAACUGGAUAUGGACUACGAACAAAUUAUGCACUACUUUGAAAACCUAAAGGUAAACGAGCCCCUUGCCAUAAAAGUUAAAUCAACUCCGUGCUCAUCGGACCGUUCUAGGAAUCAAACGCCUGAGUAGAAGAGAUCAUUGCAAAGAUCCGCGCCAUCCUGUUGUCGUUCAGCGAACAGUAUAGGGCCAACGCGCUGCAAGCAGUAAUGUCGAGUCCCGACCCUGUGCCCGACGUGCAGCAUCGCUUCGACUACAUUUUCGACUACAUCAGCGAGUCGUACGCUUAAAUCAACACCUAGGAGACAGUGUCCAACAAUGGCAGAGGCUUCGGCCUCUAUUUAAUACAUUUUGUUACGACUAAGAUGCGAAAAUAUUUCAACUCGAACGGAAAAUAGGCCAGUCAAAUAAGAUUUAUUAGAGGGGUCGCUUGGAAAGCUAGUUAUUGAUUUGAUCAGUUCAUUUGACGUGAAAAAAAAGAAGUUUUCUAGGUUUGCACGGUUGCUCGACCGUCGUUGCUCGAGUCAGGAGGCCCUCAAGAUGGUAAAGUUCUUGGACUUUUUUCGUUGCUGUCUAGCGAAUAUUUCAGAAUCGCGUAAAUUAAAGAGAAUUAAAUUCUGUCAAAUGAGUAUUAUACAGUCAUUUAAUUCUGUAGUAUGACAGUAAAAUCGAAAGUUCAAGAAUGGUGAAAUUUACCCACUUGAUGAAAAAUGCAUUAAAAUGACAGUCUGUCACAUGAAAUACCUCAUUCUAAAUAAAAAAAAUAAACGAAAGAAGGUGCGUAUCGACUGCCCGCGGCUGCCUCGCGAGCUAUGUUCGCCCGCGGCAAACCAAUUAUCUGCCUCGCGAGCCAAACUUUUGGCAUUCAUUUUGUAGUGCGCGGCGGCCUCGCAAGGCAACCGAUCCAGCCUUUCGCGAAGUUGUUCGCAAACUGCCACCAUGGACGUCCGUGCAAGAGCAGCAGCUGCUUUCAUUGUAAUUCAUCACGUCAUUAAAAAAAACCGAAACGAAAAGUGCGUUGGUGGAUGAAGAAAAUGUAUAGUAAUAGGAUGUAGUAUGGUAUUAGUAGACUUAUGGACGAUAUGCGAUAUGAAGCCAUUGAUGACACAAUAAAAAAUUACACAAGGAUGUCAACCAGAGAUUUUACGCAGUUAAAAAUAUUAAUUGGGCCGUACGUGAAGAAAAUGGACACUAACUUCCGAGAUGCGAUUCCAGUUAGUGAAAGGUUAGCUAUAACUUUGAAGUUUCUAGCCACACGAGACUCAUAUACUAGCUUGCAAUACGUUUUGCAAGGCAUUUUUUGCGAUGCAUUAUGCGAAGCUCUGAAGGAUUAUAUCGUUCCAUGCAUCUUGCCUCAGCGACUUGUUAUGGUAGUGUUAUGGUAGAGUAAUUCUCUAGCACCAUAUAAUUGAAUUAGAAGUCGGUAAUUUUCAUUAUCCAUGGUUAAAACUGCGAAAACACCGCACGCGCCACUGUCUGUUGUGGAAUAUACAAAUUUUGUUUUGUUCUGCAGCGCGAGCCAAAUUAAUCGCCACGAACCGUCCCAACUGCACUGAAAGCACUCACUGAACCUCCUUUGCCGCUGCCCAAAAACCGAAAAAGAUUGGUUCGCACCGCGGCACAUUCGAGCGGACAUCAGUUCAAGCAGCCUCGCGCGGCAACUCGGUAUCCAUUGAGCGCGGCAGCCGCGCGAGCCAAUGUUCGGCGGUUUGCCGCGGGCAAUCGAUACGCACCUAUAGAGCAUAAAAUUGUGGUGUUAAUAUACAGGGUGCCCCGAACUGUAUUCCGGAAACUUCGGCAGCAUAUUCUG